This is a messenger RNA of Hypanus sabinus (Atlantic stingray), 649 nucleotides long. Its product is annotated as cytochrome c oxidase subunit 6B1-like. The record is from RefSeq and is a predicted model, not a curated record. The transcript has 4 exons. Lineage: Eukaryota; Metazoa; Chordata; Chondrichthyes; Myliobatiformes; Dasyatidae. Bases 303 to 563 code for a protein of 86 amino acids. Gene Ontology annotation, cellular component: respiratory chain complex IV; mitochondrion.
GACUUAGUGAUUACCUGGUCUGUACUCCCACUCUAACCUUCCUGUACUCAACCGUCCACUCACCACCCCCUUCCAUUGCCACCUGUCUCCCCUCAUCCCCGUCAACCUUCAUCCUCUCCUCCCCUUCCCUGCACCCUCCAUCCUCAACCCAACCCCCGCCCACUUCCCUACCCCGCCUGCUCCGCCAUGCAGUGUUGUCGCCGGCGCACGGAGCUACCGCUGGUUGUCGGGCAGCAGCGGUGAGGAAGGAAGUGAAGGCGAGUCGCUGCAGUCGCUGAGCCGGCCGUGAGUCCGACGGCACCAUGGGAGACACUAUUGAGGACAAGCUGAAGAACUAUAAGACUGCUCCUUUUGAUGCCAGGUUUCCUAAUCAAAACCAAACCAGGAACUGCUUCCAAAAUUAUGUUGAUUUCCAUCGUUGUACCAAAGCAUUGACUGCAAAAGGUGUUGAUACUUCUCCCUGUGAAUGGUAUCAAAGGGUGUUCAAGUCAAUCUGCCCCAUUUCAUGGAUAAAGAAAUGGGAUGAUCAGUUGGAGCAAGGCACAUUUCCUGGAAAAAUCUAAGCAAUUAUUGCAACCAUAUUAAAACAAUUACUGUGGUUUUAAAACUUGCAUCUUAUACCAAAAUAAAUUCUGCAAGUUGAACUUAA